Messenger RNA from Alligator sinensis (Chinese alligator), 8064 nucleotides. RefSeq names its product sarcospan (gene SSPN). The coding region runs from base 163 to 1044 and encodes 293 amino acids. The transcript has 4 exons. The record is from RefSeq and is a predicted model, not a curated record. Gene Ontology annotation, cellular component: sarcolemma; dystrophin-associated glycoprotein complex. NCBI's taxonomy places the organism in Eukaryota, Metazoa, Chordata, Crocodylia, Alligatoridae.
GAAAGUUGCACGCAGCCAGGCAGCUUCGCCUCUCGCAGCACAAUGGCACCCGCUAACAUCCCUUCACUUGGAGAGGGGAGUAUGUAACUGAGUACCACCUGGGUUACACAUGUAAUAAAUACAGUCCCUGCUGCAAAGAGUAUACAGUCAAGGAUAAGUCAGAUGACAGGAGCCUCCUUGAUUCAAAUACCAGGAAAAACUCAGCCAGCACAAAGCCAAGCUUCGGGGGGCAAAAAAACUCCACACACCCAUCAGAAAAAAAAGUUCAUCAACAUGGGAAAAGAGGAGAAGACAUCCCAGCAUAACACGUCCCUUAAUAACCAGAAUCAGACAGGGAAGGCACCUGGAGGGGAGGAAAGCACCGAUCCAGCCAAGAAGCAAGAGGCAGCAAUGAAGAAGGACAAAGCCAAGGGGGAUCCCAAAACAGGCCAGGAGGAGGAAUCCCACACUUGCUGUGGCUGCCGUUUCCCGCUGUUGCUUUCACUGUUGCAGCUGGUGUUAGGCAUCUCUUUAACAGUGCUGGGCUUCAUUAUGGCAGGCAUCAGCUCUUCUUUACUAGUCAGAGACACUCCAUAUUGGGCUGGGAUAAUUAUUUGCAUGGUGUCCUUAGUGGGACUUGUUAUGCUUUGCAUUUCAUACCAACCUGAUGAGAAGACAUGUAUGCAGUUUGCUGCAAAGCUGAUGUACUUUCUCCUCAGCACCAUGGGUCUGAUUACCUGUGUUUUGGCAGUGGCUUUUGCUGCACAUCAUUAUUUACAAAUUACACAGUUUACCUGUGAUACCAUCCUCAAUACCUGCCAGUGCAAACUGGACACUUCAGAUCCCCUCAGCAGGACCUUCAUUUACCAAGAUGUAUCUGACUGUACCAGUGUCACCAGCGCUUUCAACCUGUAUUUACUCCUGCAGAUGGUUCUUAAUCUGAUUGCAGCUAUUGUAUGUUUGGUGGUGUGCUUUGUGAUGUGGAAACACAGAUAUCAGGUCUUUUAUGUGGGCACUCGGUUAUACUCAUUAACUUCUACUGAAAUCCAGCAACAGAAAGUGUAGGAUUUUUGUGAAGAGGGAAUGAAAAGGUUCAGUUUGGUACCAUGUAGACACCACAAAUGGGUUAAUGUUUAUAAAAAAUUUUGACAAGGAAAAGCAUUGACGAAAACUGAAUGAAUAAAUUUAUAUUUUUCAGUCAUUUUAAGAAAAAUUCUUAUGGCAGCUAUAGCAAAGGUCCCUUUUGGGAAUAUCUAGCUCAAGAUGCAUCAUAAAGACCCGAAGAUGUAGCUUUACAAAUACCCUUCAAAAAGCAUCUUUAAUAUAGUUUUCAAGGGCGACUAGAGGGUAACCCAAGUUUGAGGUACCUGACUUGAUGCUCAUUAAAGUAGGAUGAUUUUUAGAGAACAGAAACCCCAUGCUUUCUGAAAAUAAAACCAGUUCCAGGUAACUCAAAUUAGUCUCCUCAAAACUGAGGAACACACGCCACCCUGGAAAUCAUGUAUUGAAAUGAUCAGUACUCAUAAAACUGCUGUUUAUCCAGUUACACUAGUAUUUGUUUAUCCAGAGUACUAAAGGCCAAACUCAUUUUUGGCAUAGCUUCUCCAGAAACAAUAGAUAUAUACCAGGGGAGCAUUAGGCACAACAACCUUCAAAGACACAUUACUCCAUAAAGAAAUGGGCAAGUUAAGUAGGUAUGCCUGAUUUUCUAAGAAUAUAAUCUGUUCCCAAUGAGUACAUGACCAUAAUGACUUCUAAUUAUGAUAUAACAAUCCUGUUUUUCCUCCUAAGGCUCCCAGUUGGGAGUCUGAUUUUCUUUCAAUUUGCCCCUUCUGUAGGUAAUGUGCACUAGUGCAAAGUGGACACCAGAUCUUUGGGGGUGAAUGAGGAAUUCUGAUUUGGUAGUGCUGUGCAUGGAUGAUACUGACUCCAAAAGGGCAAAGCUUUGGAGAGUCAACCCUGUACAAUAAGGGAUUCCUUAUCAUCCACUGAAGUCACUCCACUCGAGAUGGAAUAGAACAGCCAUCAUGUACCAGCAAGACUGUUCAACAACAGGGUCCUCUGGCAUUCCAUAGUGCUCCUCUCUCCUCCCUUCUCCCUGCCCCCAGCAAGGGGAGGGGGAGAAAGAGCAGAGCAGACCAUCAAUAAGUGCUCUCCUGCCACUCUACCUCUGCUUUCCAGUGAACUUGCAUAGAUCCCUGGGCCCUCCUGGCUGCUGCUUCCCACCUGCCUAGAGUGCCAGGAGUGGCAACACCAACAGCUACCAGAGUGCUGUGGUUCCUGACAGCUGGGGAGCUCCUCCCAGCCAUUCUCAGCACAUGAGACCCUUGUGCCCUCAGACCCCCAUGCCUCCAGACAUUGGUGCCACUACCCCGCCUCUCUAUCCACCGGUCUCCAUGAACUUCUCUGGUUCCAGUGGUGGGGAGGGGCAUGAGGUCUCUUGUCCCCCUGUUUUGGUGGGAAUGGAGCUGAGGCAAGAGGCAGGAGAGAGCAUCCACCAACAUCAGGUCCACUCCAGGAGAUGGGGCUACAGAGUGGUACUGACAGUCCUCUCUUCUCCUCUGGUCCUUUGGUGGGGGAGUGAACCUGCUGGUCAUUGCAGCCAGUAUUAAGGGGGAGUAAAAAAGGCAUCUACCCCCAGACUUUGGUGGGGUGGGGCAGAAUAAUUGCAGCCACCACCACUGCCCCAUGCACUGCCACUGCUCAGGCUGCAAAACUGCCUAACUACACCUCUGGCUGCACCCUCCUGUAGUACCCAGUGGCUGGAGAACACACUGCUAUAGGCAGCCACAGUGAUUUUGAAGCAGUCUUGCUGGGGGCUAUGACAGGGUCUAUACAUGCAUCCAGCAGCUCAUAAUGUUGUGUUUUGAAAUGUUUUCCAGCUUAUUACACUUGGAAACAUUUCAAAUGAUAAGUCUACACCCUUUGUGUCCACCAAAUUACAGGCACAAGCAGUUUUUCACCCGAAGCUGUUUGCCUGUCUUGUCAGUGUUACCCAAGUGGACACUCUGAUUCCAAAAUAGUCUUAUACAAUUUGAGGUGACAAAGAGUUCUGAAAGAAGCUGGGUGCAGUGGAAUUCAAUUAUAGCAUUGAUUCAAGACUUACAACUGCCACCAUCACUACCAUUUUAGGAACUGAAGUCUUCCAUUGACUUCAGUAGGAGUUCAUUGAUUAUUACAUCUGAAUAGUCUCUACUUGGAGGAGUAUUUAGCUCCUUAAAUGAAAUGUACAUAGACAUAACCUUUUAAUCUUUCAAGAAUUGUUGGGCAUGUCUACAUGUUCAAUUAAUGUGCCUUAGGUAAUGCACAUUAAAUCUAGUACCUACAUUAUGAGGAACUGGGAAAAUGCACAUUAACCUUUUUUAAUGCACAUUAGCUAAAGAGCACAGGGGUUUUUUUGUGGUGCUUUAAUGUGCAUUAAAAUAAGCUAAUGCGCAUUAAAGCACACAUGUAGAUAUGCAUAGCCUAUAGGUAGUUCAACCCUCAAAGGAAGGGGAUCCAAGGAAGAUAGGCAUAGGCAACACGUAGGGAGGCUACAAGGGGGCAUGUGCCCCCCCCCUGAAAUUAGCCCUUGCCAGCUGGAGAGUGGGGGUGCUGAGAGAAGUGCCAGCCCCCCCCCCCCCCCCCCCCCAAGAUUGGUGCCAGCUGGGGAGUGGGGGCACUGAGAGAAGCGCCAGAGGCACUUCCAGUUUUGCCUGCAGCACUUCUGGUUUUGCUGCUGGCGCUUCUGGGGUCAGCAAUCAGCCACUGGUGCCCCCCAGACUCAGGAGGCACCAGUCGCCCAUUAGGAUGGGGAUAUCUGUGCCUAACAGUUCCUUCUCAGGGUUGCUUCAUUCCAGCUGUGCUAACAGUAAUUCCCAGGUGUAGGCCUAUGCCAGGUUCUGUGGUAUCUUUUCAGGAUAAUGGGCUACAAAAGGGAAUGAUGUGCAUUCCACCUAGUUCCUCUCAUCUGUUCAUUCAUCCCCUCUGGCCCAACAAGUUAUAUUCCCAUUCCCAGGACAGACCUUAUAUGCAUAAAGUGGACUCUUCCAGGCCCAGAACUUGGGGGCAUUGGUGUUGCACAGGGGACCACACUCCCUUUAGCACAACAACUGAGAGAGGGGCAUAUGACAGCACCCAGUAUAUAUGGAAGAAGGAGGCUAUUAAAUUGUCUGGGUUUUAGGGCUUGAUCCUGUAUCACUGAAGUCAGUAGGAUUCAGGGCCAAAUUUUCCUAGGUGACCUGGAAAGCUAAGCCCCAUUUCCAAACAUGACUUGGGGAAGGUCACUGCUACCUAGUGGGUGGGUCUGGGAGUGGCCCUAACUCAAAUAUGCUGACCAUCCACAGAGAUGCCAAGGAUGAAUCACUAUAGGUAUGCCCUGUUAAUAUGCCCUCCCUCUGAAGCUUCUAUUGCUACUAGACAUACCCUUAGGCACUCUGUGGCCUCUACCUUAUAAGGCGACUUGGGCUUCCCAGUUCCUUUUGUUGUUUCUUUGGGAAGUUUCACCCACCAUUUUUGGUUGUAAAUGCAAGUAGUUUAACACCAUUAUUUAAACAGUACCUUUGUCUGAACUUGUUUCCUUCCUAGCACCAAGGGGAUUAGUAGUAGUAUUAGUGAUAAGAAUGAGUGAGUCAUUUUAGUUUUGUAAAAUGAGUUUUGCUAAAUGUUUUUAAAGGGAAAGUUUGAAAUAAUGAGGGCCACCCACCACUAAAGCUCAUGCCAUUUGGCAUUUCUAGCAGUAUCAGUGGAAGGCUGAGCAUCAAAUGGAAAAAGAGACUGAACUACCCUCCUACCAAAGUCAUGAGGCUGAUUGGCAGGACAGCAUGGUGAAGUUUGAUCUGCAAUUGCUUGUACUGUAUUUCCGCUCAGGCUGAUUAUUUACAAAUGUUAAUCCUCUGACCUUCAUCUCUUUCCCCUUUUUUCAGUCUUUCUUCUCCAUAAUCUGUUAGGUCCUGGGCCACAUGCCACCUCUCUCUUCUUAGAGGUAGGCUUUGACUUUCUUAGUGGCCUCUGGCUUGCAGGAAGUUUAAAUUGACUUUAACUAGGCUUUCGGCAACAAUAAAUAUAUUAUCAUGAUGAACAUAGAUUUGUCAUGAAAGAUUUCAGAGUGGCAGUGUUGAUACUGGUGAGAUACCCAUCCCUAGAAAUACGUGUAUUGUAGUUACAGCACAUCUUUGCUUUUAAACUAUGUUGCAGAAUUCUCAACACUAAACAGUCCAGUGCAGCUUAACUUUGUGUUCUGGAAGGGAAAAGAAAGCAAUAUUCAUUGUAUAUUAUUCAAAUAUGUGAGGUUUAAAUACAUGGGAGAUUUUGAACCAGCAAAGAAUAACUUCUACAUUUCCUCUUUAUAUGUCUCAAGAGCAUAAAACCAAAACAGAGAAGACGACUACCAGGAAACAGACGUGGUAGCUAUUUUGAACCAGUGUUCUUCUGGCCAUGGUUUUAUAACAUACUUUUUUUCAUAUGUGAAAUCUCGAAAGCUUUAAUUAAAGAAAUAGUUAAUUUCAUUCUAUCAGCAUAUUCAAAGAGUGUCCACACUUGCCCCAAUGGAAGUGAAUGUCUAAAUUCACACAGAAUCCAGUGGAAGAAUGAUUGAGACCUAAAGUUCUAGAAAAGUAUCAGAGAUGUAAAGGAUAAAAAAAAUAUUUUAGUCCUAGAAAUGUAUCUUCAUUAAAAGUUCUAUGGAACUUGACAAAGCUUAAACAGCACGAGUCAUAUAGAAGUUAAGAAGGGUCUAUCCAAGUUAGUCUCAAAUGCUAGGUAUGAGUCACAUCUACCCUAUAGCCAUUUAACACUGGUCUGGUAGGGCCAGGAUGCCUUAAAGAGGGCAUAAAUUACAUUUCCACCCACUUUAUGGCCUCUUUACACUGCUAAAAGGGCUUUAGUGUAAAUGAGAAUUAAGGACUUUGAGAACUUGACUGAGAAUAAAAUUGUUUCUAGAGACUGUUUUAGACCAUCUUGUUGAACUCUAUAUCUGGGAUAAAAUUCUUCACUGAAUUUUAUAACCUGUUUUAAGAUCAUAAUUUUCUAUUAAAUCCUGAUCCAUAAGACUUUUCCAAGCAGGCCAAAGCCUGCUUCUAUAAUCCCUUAGUCAUGUGAGUAGAGUAGUCCCACUGAACACACACAAACAGUGAUGUUGCAUGAGUAAUAUUACAGAAAAAGGAAAGAAAAGAAAGCAGCAGCUUUGCUCUGGGUUUGAGGAAUUUUGAUGUUGUGUUAUGCAAAUACUGAAGUUACAAUAAUGGCAACAAAAGAGGAACUGAGAUACACAACAUUACAUUUAGCAAAAUGUCAGAGUCUAAAACUGUCAAUGAGCCAAGGCAGUGACUGUUUCUUAUAAGCCAUUUGCACAACCCUCCUCCUCCACUAGUAAUAAACGAAACAAGACUCGGAAGGAAGGGGAACUGCUGGGAUUUGGCUCUGCGCGAGAGAUGAGGAACACAGCAGCCGAGACAUACAGGCUUUGUAAGCAAGCCCACACUUUCAGACUGUGCCUUCACGUGAUCACCAUCUGUGCCUUCCCAGCUCUGUCCAGCUCUGUGUGGGCAGCUCCUUGGAGCUUUGCCUAAAAACUCAAGCUACACUAGAGCUCUGGAGACUGUAAUCAAAUAACAGGGCUAAUGUUUUCUCUUACUGUGUCUACUAAAUUGUGUGAUGUUUACUUGAGGCUUCUUAAAAACAGAGACCACUGUGUUUUGUGUCAGAGAAGCCACCGUGCACAUGUUCUAUAUUUAGGUUCCCAGGAUGCCAGGCCCUCUUGAAAUUUUCAUACUCCCCAUGCCCCACCCACCCACACAUGUACACAUGCUUAUAUCUGGAAAAUGUUUUUAGAUAUUAGUAAAGGGUGUGGGCAGGGGGUAUACAAGGGAGGCAUGGAGGAACAACAGUAAAGGGGUAUUUAGGCACAAAGCUUAAAAUCUCCUUGAGGAGGCAGAUCACUGUUACUAUAAUGUACCUUGUGGCUUCCUAUAAUUCUUAUAGUAUAUAUGAAGUGAGAGUCAGAUUAUCAGCUACGGCAAAACAAUGCAGCUUUGCUGCCUUGAAGACUCUGGCUCUGUGUCUUUCUGUAGUAAAAAUCAGGAGAGGACACCAUGUUUUUACUCAGUUAAUCAAAGAGGUCUGACGUACUUACUGGUUUGUAUUCUUUAUUGAGCUAAUCCUUUUCUGAGGUCGUUUUUACAAAGCUGUACCUCUUAUAAAUACAGGCUCACCAUAACCUUAGUGCUUGUAGCCAGCUAUCUGGUAAUAUUCAUUUUGGUGCUUCCUUGUGUUCAAGUCUAUGCACUUCUUCUCUUAGGGAUGUUUGCGUUCUGAUUUUUCUCCUUCCCCUGCUCUCCCCAGAGUUAUCUGCAAUGGCAAAUCAAUGAGAUUUAUCCACCCGUUAAACACCUUCUGCAGUUUGAAAAUUGGACUAAACAAUAUAAACAAGAACAACAAUAACAAAUGUUGGGUUUUUUCUGGUUUGUGUUUGGCAUGUGUGAUUUUUAUGCCUUUGCAGAAACAGCCAAAUGAUACAUUUAAACUUAAAAUGUUUCAUUUUUUUUAAGGGCAUAUGUAUAGGGCACACUUCAUUUGUUAACAUAAUGCUUUCAUAUGCCACGAAGCCACCUGCAUGCGAGCAUAGCUAUUAAAGCUUUUGUAAAAUAACGGACUGCAGCUAGUGUCUAAGCUAAGAUGCAUCAAAACUCACAAAUUAGCAUCUCCUUCACAACCUGGCUUCUCAGCAGACAAAGAGUUAAUGCUUGUUUGCUCUCCUAGAUUCCUGCCACUGUCUCCGGGUUAGUACAUUGCACAAAUGUCAGAAGGCUGGGUUGCUAAUGUGCAGACAAAUGGGAACCUCAUUCAGUCAGGUAUAUUAUGACUGACAAGUACUGGGCUGACCUCAAGUUAGUGGAUAUAUAAAGAGUGACACUGAUUAAACCAGGGCACUGCAUAAGAGCCCUAAUGAUUCUGGAAAUGAAAUAUUCUAGGAAGCCAUGGUUUUUUAACCCAGUCUCACUCUGUGGUUGGGGAAAGAAAACCCUCUCUUAAAAUGUUCCAAAGUUAAUUGAACAAAGCUAAUCAGCAUAAGACACCUCUUUGGCCAAAAUUAUAAUGAGAAGAAAC